AAAAAAGAGCGAGGAGAGAAGCGAGCCGCGCUCCGGAUCGAGCGGCCGCCCCGCGGGAGGAGCAGCAGCAGCAGCAGCAGCAGCAGCAGCAGCAGCGCAGGUUGCAAGCUUGGCGGCUCGACUUUGCCGGAGCGCCCGGAUCGAGCUCCUCUUGCCCGGAUACCCUGAGCGGUUCGGGGCUCAGCUCCAUCGGCCUCCCACGGCGGCGGGAUCAUCCACGGCCGGCUCUUUCCAAGCGUGUCGGCCGGCCGGCCAGCCAGGCGGCCGAAGUCCCCGGGGUGGGCGGAAAAAAUGGCGAGGCGGCUGGUGCCCGUUGCUGGGCUCCGGUGCCCGGUGGCUUUGCUGCGGUUGGCGGUGGUAGCGGCGGCCCUGCUGGGUUCUCCUUCGUCGGCUCAGCCGGUCUCCUUCCAGGCCGACGUGAACGGCUACAGCUUGCACCCGCCUUACUUCAACCUGGCCGAGGGCACCAAGAUCUCGGCCACCGCGACCUGCGGCGAGGAAGAAGCCGGCGGCCGGAGCCCCCCACGCCCCGUGGAGGAUCUCUAUUGCAAACUCGUGGGAGGGCCGGUCUCGGGAGGGGAGCCCAACCAGACCAUCCAGGGACAGUAUUGUGACAUCUGUUCGUCAGCCAACAGCAACAAAGCCCAUCCCAUCACGAAUGCUAUCGACGGGACCGAACGCUGGUGGCAGAGCCCACCUCUAUCUCGAAGGCUGGAAUUCAACGAGGUCAACGUCACCUUAGAUUUGGGACAGCUGUUCCAUGUGGCCUACGUACUGAUCAAGUUUGCAAAUUCUCCCCGUCCGGACUUGUGGGUGCUGGAGCGAUCAACUGAUUUUGGAGUGACGUAUGAUCCAUGGCAGUACUUUGCCUCUUCCAGGAGAGAUUGCAUAGAGAAAUUCGGCCUCAGGAGCAGAGAGAAGAUUACUAAAGAUGAUGAUGUCAUUUGUACUACUGAAUAUUCCCGCAUUGUGCCUUUGGAAAACGGGGAGAUUGUGGUUUCCUUGGUGAAUGGGCGUCCGGGAGCCAUGAAUUUCUCGUAUUCCCCUCUUCUGCGGAAUUUCACCAAAGCGACAAAUAUCCGUUUACGCUUCCUGAGAACCAACACUCUGCUCGGACACCUGAUGGGGAAGGCCUUGAGGGAUCCCACGGUGACCAGGAGGUAUUACUACAGCAUAAAAGAUAUCAGCAUUGGAGGACGUUGCGUCUGCCAUGGUCAUGCUGACGUGUGUGACGCCAAGAACCCUAAAGAUCCUUACAGGUUACAGUGUGACUGUCAACACAAUACCUGUGGUGGGUCGUGUGAUCAUUGUUGUCCAGGAUUCAACCAGCUGCCUUGGAAACCAGCCACUACAGACAGUGCCAAUGAAUGUGAACCCUGUAAUUGCAAUGGCCACGCCUAUGACUGCUAUUAUGACCCAGACAUUGAGCAUCGGAAAGCCAGCAAGAAUCGUUACGACCAGUUUGAAGGAGGAGGGGUCUGCAUUGACUGCCAGCAUCAUACAACGGGCGUUAACUGUGAGAGGUGCAGUCCGGGAUAUUAUAAAUCUCCUGAUCAUACCAUAGAUUCACCUUAUAUUUGCUACCGCUGCAACUGUGACUCAGACUUUACUGAUGGCACCUGUGAGGAUUUCACUGGCCGCUGCUACUGCAAGCCAAACUACUCAGGAGAACAUUGUGAUGCUUGUGCAGACAAUUACGUGGACUUCCCCCAUUGCUACCCGAUCUCAGUUUUAUCUUACAAUGCUACCGGAGAACAGGUCCUUCCAGCUGGGCAGAUAAUAAACUGUGACUGCAACGUUGCUGGAACAAGUGGCAACACCUGCAGGAAAGAUGCUCAAACUGGGUUGUGUUUGUGUAAACCGAACUUUCAAGGGACGCAGUGUGAUCAGUGUGUACCUGGCUACUACGGACCAAAUUGCCAACUUUGCCAGUGCUCGGGACCUGGAUUCUACGAAGGGACCUGCGACAACGAAACUGGACAGUGUCUGUGCCGAAUUGGGUUUCAAGGCUACUUAUGCGACUCGUGUGCUCCUGGCUAUUUCAGCUACCCGCUCUGUCAACUUUGUGGCUGCAGUGCUAUUGGGACCUUGCCCGACGGCUGUGACGCUUCCGGAAAAUGCUACUGCAGACCUGAAUAUGGCGGACUCCAUUGUGAUCAGUGCAGUUUUGGAUAUCACUCCUACCCUCACUGCCAAGCUUGUUCGUGUGACCUUCGGGGCUCAGUGGACAGCAAUUGCAACUCCAUUGGACAAUGCAACUGCCAUUCAAAUUAUGUCGGACAAAGGUGCAACCACUGUGCCCCAGGCUUCUAUGGGUUCCCUUCUUGCACAGCUUGUGUCUGCUCCAUAGAAGGGGCUCUUUAUGAUACCUGCAAUCAAGAAACUGGUCAGUGUACUUGUCGUCCCAGAGUAACUGGGCUGCGCUGUGAUGCCUGCAUUCCCGGGGCCUAUGGAUUCCCAGACUGUCAAGUGGGAUCUUGCAACCCUGCAGGGCUUGUACAUGAAGAUCAUUCUCUACCUGAGGGUUCCUGUGAAUGUCGGGCCUAUGUGGAAGGUGAAGCUUGUGAUAAAUGCAAACCACUCUACUGGAACCUGACUCCAGAAAAUCCAUUUGGAUGCACAAGCUGCCAAUGCAAUACCAUAGGAACAAUGGCAGGCAUUGCUGAAUGCCGACAGGGUGAUGGACACUGUUUCUGCAAGCCAAACAUUUGCGGCCAAAAGUGUUCUACAUGUCGGGAGGGAUACUUCAAUCUGGAGAGCGGUAAUUACUUUGGCUGUAAAGGAUGCCAUUGUGACAUCGGAGGAUCAGUUGGUCCUUUGUGUGAGGAGAUGACGGGAUCUUGUCAGUGCAGGCACAAUAUCAGGGGACCUGCGUGCUCUGAUCCUGCCAAAGGAUAUUAUAUCCCUGAUCUUCACCACCUGAAAUAUGAGCUGGAAGAGGGAACCACCCUGGAUGGAAGGCCGGUUCGCUUUGGCUACAGUCCUCUGGAAUUUGAGAAUUUCAGCUGGAGGGGAUAUGCGCAAAUGUCCCCCAUCCAGAAUAAAGUCAAAAUCACGAUCCACGUACGAGAAGGAGAGCUCUACCUCUUUCAUGUCAUCUUGAGAUACAUCAAUUCAGGGAGCACGACGGUACUGGGCAAAAUCACCGCUUCUCAGCCACGAAAACGAGGUACCGAACAGACUAAGCAGAUUGUCUUUGGGCCAACCCAAGAGCCGACAUUUGUCACUGUUCCUCACCACAGCUUUGGAGAACCAUUUGUGUUGAGUCCUCAUGUUUGGUCCCUGAUCAUUGAAGCAGAAGAUGUCCUCCUUGAUUAUCUGGUUCUGCUUCCCAGCUCUUAUUAUGAAGCUCCUAUAUUGCAAUAUAAAGUAUCGGAUCCUUGUACCUAUAGCCCAGCUCCUGAACAUGUGGGUCAAAAUUGCUUCCUAUACAAGUACAUGCCUGUGGAGCAGUUCUCCUUUGUGUCAGGCGAAGAUGCUUUGUGCAAGUUGGAUGACAACUUACCAAGACAGUGUCCUGUAGAGCAGAUCUUUCCUACCUUCCCCAAAUUGGUGCUGUGUAGUGGCACCCACAUGGAGGUACAACUGGUAAUUCCUGUACCCCAGCCAGGGAAAUACGUGCUUCUGAUGGAGUAUGCCAAUGAAGAUACUCCACAGACCAUCGAGGUAUCUGUGAGCACACCACAGAAAGUUCCUCGGCUGGGCACUCUUAUGAUAUACACCUGCAAAUACAGUUUCCUCUGUCGUGGGAUCAUUGUAGAUUCCCAAAACCGCUUGGCGGCAUUUGAACUCGACACCGAGGCGAGAGUUCAGUUCACGGCAGGUCAGGCCCGCUUCUUUCUGUACAAAGUGUACUUGGUCCCCUACGAGCAAUUCACUAUGGAGUUUUUGGAGCCAAAAGUUCAUUGCAUCAGUACCCAUGGAACCUCAUCGCUGAACAGUAGUUCCUGUGUGCCAUCAAGAUAUCAGAAGAUUUCACAAUCGAUUGUCCUGGAGGAAGGACAGUCGCUACCCAUUGCUCCAGACUUGCCCCUAAUUCAUGCCAUUAGCAUCCCACCAGAAGGCAGUCUGCCAGCUUCCGCACCUCAACCUCCAACUUUGAUAGACACCUCCGCAAAACUCAUUUUCUUAAAGGCGCCUCAGACAGCUGUUGUGUUAAACGGCCAUAUUCAGACUCCAGGACGCUAUGCUUUCAUCCUGCAUUGUUAUCAGCCUGGUCACCCAACUUUCCCUGUUGAAGUGUUGAUCAACGGAGGGCGGAUUUGGCAGGGACAAGCUAAUGCUACUUUCUGCCCACACGGAUAUGGUUGCCGGAGUCUGGUGGUUGCAGAAAACCAAAUUGUUCUGGAUAUCACCGAAAAUGAUCUGAGUGUCGUAAUCCGUGUGCCAGAAGAUCGGCAUCUUUGGGUGGAUUAUAUCCUUGUGGUUCCUGAAAGCAUUUAUGGCUCCAACUAUCUUUCGGAAGAACCGCUGGACAAAUCCUACGAUUUCAUCAGCAGCUGCGGAGUCAACGGCUUCUACAUCAACCCUGUAACUUCAUCCAAGUUCUGCCAGGACUCUGCCAUCUCAAUUUCUCUUUUUUACAACGGGGCUGAACCUUGUCAUUGCCAUGAGGCUGGCGCUGUUUCGCGCCAGUGUGAACCAUUUGGGGGCCAAUGUACGUGCAGGUCCAAUAUCAUUGGGCGAGAAUGUUCCCGCUGUGCCACUGGAUAUUGGGGUUUUCCCAAUUGCCGACCCUGCGACUGUGGAUUUCGCCUGUGCGAUGAAGUGACAGGACAAUGCAUCUGCCCACCACGUACCGUUAGACCAGAGUGUGUGGUCUGUGAACCCCAAACCUUUGGCUGCCACCCCCUGGUGGGCUGUGAGGACUGCAACUGUUCGAGUUCUGGGAUCCAAGAUCAGACCGAACCAGGAUGUAAUAUAGAGAGUGGACAAUGCCAAUGCAAGCCCAACAUCGUAGGACGUCAGUGUGAUCUCUGUGCCCCAGGCUAUUACGGCUACCCCAACUGCAGGGCUUGUGACUGCCAUGAAGCAGGGACAAAGCCAAGCAUCUGUGACCCGGUCACUGGAGAAUGUCACUGCAAGGAAAACGUGGAAGGCCCGAGGUGUGAUCAGUGCCAUUUGGGGACAUUCUCCCUUGAUGCCAGCAAUCCUAAAGGCUGCACCAAAUGUUUCUGUUUUGGGGCAACUGAUCGCUGCCACAGUGCCAAGAAGUACCGUGUGGAGUUCACUGACAUGAGUGGGUGGACUUUGCUGAGUGGAGACCGCCAAGGAGCUUCCACUUCAGUCAGCUUGGAAGACGAGACUGUUCACGCUGAUCUGCGGCAGUUUCCAGAUGCUUUCCAGGAACUUUAUUGGCAUGCCCCCAGUUCUUAUCUUGGAGAUCAGGUCUCCUCUUAUGCUGGAUAUUUGAAGUAUGAGUUGCAUUCUGACAUUCAAAGGGGUGAUGUGUUCAUACCGAUGGAAUCUCGGGCGGACGUUAUCCUCAAGGGAAACCAAAUGAGUAUUAUGUUUGUUGAAGAGUCAUAUCCCGCUCCUGGAGAGGUUUAUCAAGGAGAGCUUCAGCUGUUGGAGGGUAAUUUUAGACACACUGAGACACACAACCCAGUCUCCAGGGAAGAGCUGAUGAUGGUUCUGGCUAACCUGGAGCAGCUGCAGAUCCGAGCUCUCUUUUCCCCAAUUUCGUCCUCUGUGUCCCUGCAUCGGGUGAUCCUGGAGAAAACCACGGAGACUGGUGGGAGCAUCCAAGCUAAUAGUGUGGAAUUGUGCCUGUGCCCAGCCAAUUACAGAGGAGAUUCUUGCCAGGAAUGUGCUCCAGGCUAUUACAGAGACAUCAAGGGUCUAUUUCUAGGGAAAUGCAUUCCAUGUGACUGCAACGGCCAUUCGGAUCAGUGUCUCCCGGGAUCUGGAACAUGCCUUAAUUGCCAACACAACACAGGAGGCGAGCACUGUGAAAGGUGUAAGGAUGGUUUUGUGGGCAACUCUUCCCUUGAGGAACACCUGCAAUGCAUAGGAUGUCCCUGCCCUCUUUCAGUUCCCUCUAACAACUUUGCCACGGGAUGCAUCUACAAAGGCUCCACCAUGCAAUGUCUUUGCAAGCCUGGUUAUGCUGGAUUUUCAUGUGAACGAUGUGCUCCAGGUUACUAUGGAAACCCUCUCGUGAUUGGCAGCUCCUGCCAGCCCUGCGACUGCAGUGGGAAUGCUGACCCCAACAUGCUCUUCAGUGACUGUAACACGUUGACAGGGGUCUGUACAGGAUGCAUGUACAACACAGCAGGGCCCCGAUGCGAAAUGUGCGCGGCUGGAUUUUACGGUGAUGCAGUCGUAGCAAAGAACUGCACUGAGUGCAGCUGUCUGCCCUGUGGAACGGACUCGUGUGAUCCUAAAACCGGCCAGUGUCGGUGUAAGCCUGGGGUGACAGGUCAGCACUGUGAUCGCUGUCAGGAAGGGUAUUAUGGUUACGAAACCUGCUUGGGCUGCCAGAGGUGUGACUGUGACAUUGGAUCGGUGAGCCCCAAUUGCCAUGCCCAGAAUGGCCAGUGCGAUUGCAGUCCAGGAGUCAGCGGUUCUCGUUGUCAGCAAUGCUCCCCUGGAUAUUGGGGGCUCAAUGCAGAUGGCUGCUCCAAAUGCCAGUGUAAAGGAGGCUCCUGCAACCCCCGCACAGGUGAAUGCACCUGUACCAAUGGCCUGACAGGGAAGCAAUGUGACACCUGUAUAAAGAAGCAUGAGAUCCCCGUGGUGGAUGGUCCAGACAACAUGAGAUGUGAAGCUUGUGACAGCUGCGUGCUGCUCUUGUUAGAAGAUCUCCAGAAGAUUGAAAGUGACUUCCCCGCCCUGGAACAUCAGUUGACAAGUCUCAAUACCACCUCAAUUGCCUGGGCCCGCCUGCACAGCAUCAACGGCUCCAUGCAAGCCAUUACUAGCCAAGUGCGCGAGUACCAGCGAUCCAUCUACAGGGUGAGGCAACAUGCCGAUGAGCUGGAAGAGGAGAACACAGAUUUUGUUCAGGAUCUGAACGCGCUUCAGCACAAGGCAACAAUGACGGACAGAAAAGCCAACCGUCUGAUGGAUGUUACCCAGCAGACCUAUCAGCAAGCAGAGAGCCUUGUUCUGAACGUCACUAAAAUUCAAAAUAAAAUUAAUGAUCUCAUACAUCAGAUGGACACUUUUACCACAGCCAAUGCUAGCUCCACCUCUGCGGAGGAGUUUCGUCAGAAGAUAGCUGAGGUUGAUGCUAUGCUGAGGCACAUGAAAGCCAUAGAUUUUAGUUUCCAGACCGCCAUUGCUGUUGAGGAGCGUGAUGAAACACAGGAUUUGCUGAACCGCGUGAGGAAUGAGCUCUUCAACAAGUUGGAGGCCAACCAACAACUGGUCAAUCAAAUCAAUGACCAGCUGGAUCAGUACAGUUCAGAUUUGAUGGACCUACGAGAUGCCCUGAAUGAAGCAGUAAAUAAAACCCGACAGACAGAAGAUCUCAACAGCCUGAACCGUAAUCACUUAGAGGAAACCCAGCAAAAAAGCAAGGAAAUGGAGAAACAGUAUGACACAAUCCAGAACACUUUGAGAAUGGCAAAAGACUCCUUGGGGAAGAUCUCCGAAUUUCUGCAGACGGUUAUAAAUGCAAAAGAGGCUUCAGAUGGCAGUUCUUCUUCCGGUGACCUCUGCUUGUCUGUGCUGAACCGCGUGAGGAAUGAGCUCUUCAACAAGUUGGAGGCCAACCAACAACUGGUCAAUCAAAUCAAUGACCAGCUGGAUCAGUACAGUUCAGAUUUGAUGGACCUACGAGAUGCCCUGAAUGAAGCAGUAAAUAAAACCCGACAGACAGAAGAUCUCAACAGCCUGAACCGUAAUCACUUAGAGGAAACCCAGCAAAAAAGCAAGGAAAUGGAGAAACAGUAUGACACAAUCCAGAACACUUUGAGAAUGGCUAAAGACUCCUUGGGGAAGAUUUCUGAAUUUCUGCAGACGGUUAUAAAUGCGAAAGAGGAAUCCGAGAAGUUACUAGCUCAGCUAGAUGGAGCCAGAUACCCUCUGUCCGAGAAGGCGAAGGAGUACACGUUGGCGAGCAACAAGAUCCAGAAGGUGGAGUUGGCAGAAGAACAUGCAAAGCUUCUAGAUGAACUGGCACGAAAUCUCUCCAGAACGGUGGCCGAUGCUUCUGUUAUGUUUCAGGAAUCCGAGAAGUUACUAGCUCAGCUAGAUGGAGCCAGAUACCCUCUGUCCGAGAAGGCGAAGGAGUACACGUUGGCGAGCAACAAGAUCCAGAAGGUGGAGUUGGCAGAAGAACAUGCAAAGCUUCUAGAUGAACUGGCACGAAAUCUCUCCAGCAUUAUCCAUGGCACAAACCAGGAUGGUUUUAUUCAAAGAGCCAUCAAUGCAUCCAAUGCCUACGCCAGCAUCAUUGAGGCGGUAAAGAAUGCGGAAGAGGCAGCCAGCAAAGCCAUCCAUGCUUCGGAAGAAGCUUUGAAGAACGUCCUCAGACAUAAGCUUGGCGACAGAGCAAAAGAGAUGAAGAAAGACAGCAGUGCUUUAGAAGAAGCUGUGAAGGAAGAGCAAAGGAAGCUCAGCGGAGUCAAAAGAGCAUUGGAGGCAGCCCAAAACAAAUUGGCUGGCACCCAAACCAAGAAGGAGCAACUUCUGAACCAGCUGAACUCAGCGAAGAACAAGUUGGGCAUGGUCCAUGACAAUGCAUCGGAGAAAAUCCAGAAGGCCAAAGACACAGCCUUAAAAGCCAACGAGACAGUGGCUGCAAUGGAAGGAAAAUUGAGUGACAUGAAAAAAAAUGUGGACGAGUGGAAAAAACAGUAUGGAGAUCUAAGAAGUGAAGAUCUAAAUAAAGCUACCCAUGAUGUCAAGAAUACUGUCUCAAGUCUUGAAAGCACUCUCCCAGUCCUUCUGGGAAAACUGACCAGCCUGGAAAACAGAAGAAGCCACAACGCAACUGUUUUGGACAAUAUCCUGCGGGUGCGCCAACUUAUCUCAUUGGCCCGGAAUGCUGUCAGUAAGAUUAAAGUUCCGGUAAAAUUCAAUGGCACUUCCGGUGUGCAAAUCCGGACUCCUAGCAAUCUGCAGGAUUUGGCUGCCUACACUUCCCUCAAAUUCUACAUUCAGAACCCGGACUCCAAAAAGAGAGACCAACCACAGGAUGAGUCUACACGCUUCGUGUUGUACCUGGGACAAAAGGAUGCCACUGGGGACUACAUGGGCCUCAUCCUUAAAGACCACAAAGUGGAAUGGAUUUACAAACUAGGAGACGAUGAACCGGCACAUUUGACGGUCGAUGAAGAAAUUGGAGAACAGUUUGCUGCUGUCAGCAUCAACAGGAUCUUGCAGUACGGACACAUGUCUGUGACAGUGGAGAAGCAAACCUUGCAUGAGACCAAGGGGGACAGCGUUGCCAAAGGAGAACAUGGACUGUUCAACUUCAGGCCCCAUAACACCGUUUUGUACGUGGGUGGCUACCCUUCCAGCUUCACGCCUCCUCUACCUCUGCGCUAUCCUAAUUACCGAGGCUGUAUAGAGAUGGAUUCGCUGAAUGAAGAGGUGAUGAGCUUGUACAAUUUCCAACGCACGUUCCAUCUCGACACCACGGCGGAGAGGCCUUGCACAAGAUCUAAAUCAACGGGUGAUCCCUGGCUGACUGAUGGCUCCUAUUUUGAUGGGACUGGAUAUGCGGAAAUCACCUUUGAGAGCCAGGUGGGAUCGAUCAAACGCUUUGAGCAGGAGAUGCGGUUGGUGUCCUACCAUGGGAUCAUUUUCUUCCUGAAACAUCAGGAUCACCUGCUGUGUUUGGCUAUUCGAGACGGAAAGCUGGUGCUGUAUUACGACUUUGGGGGAGGCCUGAACAUGGUGCCCCCUUCAAGGGAUCAGGCCACCCUGAUAGUCAGCAACAACGCAAACAAAGCGAUCCAGCUGUUUCUCCUCAAAAUGGGUUCCAAGGAUCGCGUUCUGGUCCGUCUGGAGCAAUCGACCGUCUUCAUGAUUGAACAAGAAAACCUUCUGCAUGGGGCCACCUCUUAUUAUUUAGGGGGCGUGCCCACUUCCAUCCUGCCCGAAAAACUGAAGAAAAUGUUCCCCAAAGGAGGCUCCAUCAGAGGUUGCAUGAAAGGACUGAAAGCUCUGGGCAAAUACGUGGACUUAAAACGCAUGAACACCAUCGGAGUGAGUUACGGCUGCACCUUGGACCUCCUGGUGGCUCGUUCUGUGAAACUUCAUGGCUCCGGCUACUUGACUCUCUCCCUGAGGAACGUCCCUCCGUUGGAAGACUUCUACACUGGUUUUAGCUUCCGUACCAGUCAGAGUCGUGGCUUGCUCUAUCACCAUGAUACAAAGGAAGGGAGCUGCCAGGUUUCCUUGCAAGAUGGCCGUGUGGCUGCCAAUGUCCUGUCCACGCAGCUUACCACCAAGAAUGCCUACGCUGACGACACCAGCCACUACGUGGCUAUCUACAGUGAUUCUGCGGGGGUCCGGAUGUAUGUAGAUGAUCAGCUUCAGGGAUCCACAGCCGGGCUGAAUCGGGAGAGGAGGCAAAAGCGUGAAGCUAAGUUGGGCGUUUUUCACCUGGGAGGUUUGCCCAACCUCAGCAACAUUGGCAACCUUACAGGCUGCAUUAGCAAUGUCUUCAUCAAGAGGAGAUUGGAAGCUCAGGCAGUUGUGGAUCUGCAGCAGAGCACCGAGAGUUUCAAUGUGACCAUGAACUGCCCCGGAGAUCGGCAACCUCAGCAGAUGAGAGCGCCAGAGAAGAAGAGCAGGUGGAAACCGAAGGUACCAAGCAAGACAAUGCUGAAGGACACAAAUUGCCACCUGCUUAAAGAGCCCAAAGCUAUUAAAGAUGCCUUCCAGUUUGGUGGAUCCCCUGUCAGCCGCUUAGAGUACAAUAAAAUACCAGGAAUUUUACAAGAAAGGUUUCAUUUCUCCCUGGAGUUGAGAUUGAACUCCUCCAGCGGGCUGCUUUUCUACAUGGCUAAUGAAUCCCUGGGCUCCCUCUUCUCCCUUUUUGUCUCCAAUGGACGCUUGGUGCUUUUGGCUGAUACCAACGGACAUAAACUGAGACUCCGGACCAAAGAAAAAUACCACGACGGCAGAUGGCACACGGUCUUCUUCAGCAGAGAUAGGAACAGAGUUCAGCUGGUCAUUGAUGGACUGAGAUCCCUGGAGAAAUUGCUGCCAACCCCUGUCAACUUUGGGAUCUCUGGCCCCUUUUAUGUGGGGGGAGCACCACUGGCCAAAGCCAAGGCUCAUAUACCAGACGCUUCUGCUAGUAGCUUUAAGGGUUGCCUCAGGCACCUAAAGCUGGACAAAAAGCCUCUAAAUUCACCCUCCCGUGUCUUCGCUGUGACCCCUUGUUAUGUGGGCCCUUUGGAAACCGGCGUUUUUUUCUCCAUUGAAGGAGGCUACAUCACACUAGAUAGGUCAGUAGCCAUCGGUCAAGACUAUGAGAUGACAUUAGAGAUACGACCCCGGAGUUCAUCUGGCCUGAUAUUUCACAUAGGAAGAAAGACAAACUAUCUCAGGCUAUCUACUGACAGCCAAAAGGUUACGCUGACCGCAAAUACAGGAACCGGAGAGUUCUCCACUUCUGUGUCCCAGCCUUCCCUCUGCGAUGGCCAAUGGCAUUCAAUCACAGUCAUCAAAGGAAGCAACAUGAUCCAACUGGAUGUGGAUACCAAGGCAAAUUACACAGUGGGUCCAAACGAAGUCCAUGGUACCUCGGACAAAGCAAGCAUUUAUCUUGGUGGGAUGCCAGAACUCCCUUCACUAUCCCAUAUGCGUCAUCCUCCGUUUGUGGGUUGCAUGAAGAAUAUGGUGAUCAACCGAAACCCAAUUGACAUCAGGCAAGCUGGCUUAGCCAGGGGCUCCGUAGGGCUCAGAGGGUGCCCGACUGGAUAACUGAAGCUUCCUGGCAGGUGCAAAGUCAGAGCCACAGAUGGGUUCGUCACCCUCCCAAAAGGCGGCGGACGCCUUCGUGAUGCAUCCCCUUGCCAACGAAAACACAGGGUUCAACAAAAAGAGUGUCUAUAGAGCAGCGGAAGAACUGUGGUGGGGUUCUGGGCUGUGUUCGUUAAUUUGUAAUAUAUUUGCACAUUUCUUCCAGUAUAUUGGCAGUAGGGUAUUUCAAACAAGGCACAUGGUGUGCGCUUUAUAAAAAUAUUUAUAAUGGGUGUUAGAAAGCCAAGGUGCUCCCUUGCACGAGUGAGACAAGUCACAGUGAUGCCUUAAGCAACAAUUUCGUCAAAAUACACAAGAACCAAGGUGUUUUAAGCUGAUCUCUACACAAUAUACAGAUUUCUUGGUGCUCUCUUAAGCUUGGUGAUGUUCCAUUAAAGCAAGGGGUCUCCAACCAUGGCAACUUUAAGACUUGUGGACCUCAACCCCCAAAGUUGAAGCUUUGCUGGCUGAGGAAUUCUGGGAGUUGAAGUCCACAAGUCUUAAAAGUUGCCAUGGUUGGAGAACCCUGCAUUAAAGUAACAUCAUUUCUGAAAACAAAGCAAGUUUGGAGAGCACCGAAGACUCCACAGUUCAACCCUGAACUGCACACAUUCCCUUCUAUUGGCAUCUGCAUGUAGGUU
Messenger RNA from Ahaetulla prasina, 12569 nucleotides. RefSeq names its product laminin subunit alpha 5 (gene LAMA5). Lineage: Eukaryota; Metazoa; Chordata; Lepidosauria; Squamata; Colubridae. Bases 292 to 11889 code for a protein of 3865 amino acids. Gene Ontology annotation, biological process: regulation of cell adhesion; cell adhesion; regulation of embryonic development. Gene Ontology annotation, molecular function: signaling receptor binding; extracellular matrix structural constituent. The transcript has 84 exons. The record is from RefSeq and is a predicted model, not a curated record. Gene Ontology annotation, cellular component: basement membrane.